This is a messenger RNA of Ilex paraguariensis (yerba mate), 309 nucleotides long. Lineage: Eukaryota; Viridiplantae; Streptophyta; Magnoliopsida; Aquifoliales; Aquifoliaceae. The record is from the annotation of a GenBank genome assembly.
AUGGAUGAUGUGAAGAGGUUGGCUGCGACCAAGCCCGUGGUGAUCUUCAGCAAAAGCUUUUGCUGCAUGACAGACUACGUUGAGACACUGAUACGCAACUUUGGGGCGAACCCUACAAUUUAUGAGCUCGAUGGAUUUCAUAAUGGACAGCAAAUGGAGAAGGCACUGCUGACAUUAGGAUGUAACCCGAGCGUACCUGCAGUGUUUAUGGGGAGGGAAUUGGUUGGUGGUGCUAAGGAGGUCACCAGCCUCAAUGUCAGGGGAGAGCUGAAACAGCGGCUCAUAGACGCCAGUGCGAUAUGGGUUUAG